Molecule: messenger RNA, 2377 nt
Organism: Fragaria vesca subsp. vesca
Lineage: Eukaryota; Viridiplantae; Streptophyta; Magnoliopsida; Rosales; Rosaceae
Product: DEAD-box ATP-dependent RNA helicase 8-like
Exons: 10
Coding region: 225-1757 (510 amino acids)
Biological process (GO): cytoplasmic stress granule assembly; P-body assembly
Cellular component (GO): P-body; cytoplasmic stress granule
Molecular function (GO): mRNA binding; RNA helicase activity; ATP binding
Source: RefSeq, a predicted model, not a curated record
AAAUUACCUUCCAGCCCUUCCAUCUCUCUCUCCCUUAGAUCCGCCCCCAAUUUUCAAAACCCUAGCCUUCUUUCUCUCAAUUUUCUCUCUGAUUUUUUUCACAAUUGACUUUUGCUCCGAUUCAGGGUUACGUUCGUAGAAGCAACGCUCGGGAAUUAGCGCCGUUCCUUUUUAUUUUUUGCGGAGGAAUUUUUUCUAGGGUUUUUAGGGUUUGAAUCGAGGUGAUGAACAACAACAACAGAGGGAGGUACCCGCCGGGGAUCGGAGCCGGGCGCGGCGGCGGCGGAGGCAUGAAUGCGAACCCGCCGUUUCAGUCGCGACCGCCGCACCAGCAGCAGCAAUACGUACAGAGGAAUCUGUUGCCGAACCAACAGCAACAGCAGCAGUACUAUCAGCAACAGCAGCAGCACCAUCACCAACAGCAGCAGCAUCACCAGCAGCAGCAGCAGCAGUGGCUCAGGAGGGGCCAGUUGGGUGGCAGCACCAGUGCCGAUUCCGCCGUCGACGAGGUUGAGAAGACUGUGCAGUCUGAGGCCGUCGAUCCAAGUUCGCAAGAUUGGAAGGCAAGGUUAAAGAUUCCUCCAGCUGAUACACGCUUCAGAACAGAGGAUGUUACUGCAACUAAAGGAAAUGAGUUCGAGGACUACUUUUUGAAACGUGAGCUACUGAUGGGAAUAUAUGAGAAGGGAUUUGAAAGACCAUCUCCUAUUCAGGAAGAAAGUAUACCAAUUGCUUUAACUGGUAGUGAUAUUCUUGCUAGAGCUAAAAAUGGAACGGGGAAAACGGCUGCAUUUUGCAUUCCUGCUUUGGAAAAAAUUGAUCAAGAUAACAACGUAAUUCAAGUUGUUAUACUGGUUCCAACCCGUGAGUUGGCCCUUCAAACAUCUCAAGUCUGUAAGGAGCUAGGGAAGCAUUUAAAAAUUCAAGUUAUGGUUACUACUGGAGGUACCAGCUUAAAGGACGAUAUCAUGCGUUUGUACCAACCAGUUCACUUACUCGUUGGAACUCCUGGAAGAAUUUUAGAUCUUUCUAAGAAAGGUGUUUGCAUCUUGAAAGACUGCUCUAUGCUUGUUAUGGACGAGGCUGAUAAACUUUUGUCUCCGGAGUUUCAACCUUCAGUGGAGCAGCUUAUCCGCUUCUUGCCUUCAAAUCGGCAAAUUUUGAUGUUUUCAGCUACAUUUCCUGUUACUGUCAAGGACUUCAAAGAUAGAUAUCUGCACAAGCCUUACGUUAUCAACCUUAUGGAUGAGCUUACUCUAAAGGGUAUCACACAGUUCUAUGCUUUUGUCGAGGAGAGACAGAAAGUUCACUGCCUAAACACUCUUUUCUCCAAGCUUCAAAUAAACCAGUCAAUAAUAUUCUGCAACUCUGUGAAUCGGGUGGAGUUAUUGGCCAAGAAAAUUACAGAACUGGGCUAUUCAUGCUUUUAUAUUCAUGCAAAGAUGCUGCAAGACCAUCGUAACAGAGUAUUCCAUGACUUUCGUAACGGCGCAUGCAGAAAUCUUGUUUGUACUGACCUAUUUACAAGAGGAAUAGAUAUUCAAGCGGUCAAUGUUGUCAUUAACUUUGAUUUUCCAAAGAACUCAGAGACAUAUCUGCACAGGGUUGGACGAUCUGGAAGGUUUGGACACCUUGGUUUGGCUGUGAAUUUGAUCACCUAUGAGGACCGUUUCAACUUGUAUAGAAUUGAGCAAGAACUUGGCACUGAGAUCAAGCAAAUUCCUCCGCAUAUUGAUCAGGCAAUUUAUUGCCGGUGACUGGUGGUGGAAAUCUUGCUAUGCAGUCAAUGAUGGGGUAAAGGAGCUCCCCCGUUCACGAAGUUAUAACACUACGAUGGGAGGAAUACUAUUGGGAUUUAGGUUUCUGUUGGAUAGCUUAGUUGAUGCAUUGUCCCUUGAAUGCUUUUAUUACUGCUGAAUUUUAUAGCCGUGAAACAUUUGUUCAACCUGGAGAGUUCUAGAUUGGUCAAUUGGUUCCAGAUAGAUACUGGGUCCAGUUCAGCGCUGUUGUUUUUAUUGACAGACUGGUUUCUAGUACUUGGUGUUCGAGUUUGGCUACUGGCUGCCGUUGAACUUCUGAAGGAUAGCUUGUGCAAGCAGGAGAAAAUAAAAUAUGGGUUUCUUUACUGUGAGCCCUUGUCAGCUUGUUUCCUGCUCUAAGUAGUUAAUGUAUCUGACCUUGUUUGAAUUGUCACUCAUCUGCUGCUCCUUGAACUGAAUCUUUAACUUCUUUCUGUCGGAUAUAUUUAGUCAGUAACUUGUUGUUUGUGACAUUCUGUUCCUGUUUUUUAUGCUUGUUUACACUGUUUUCAUACUUCUUGGUUCCUAUCCCCUGCAAGAUAGGAAUCUCUCUUCAUUGUCUAUGCUCUAUAGUUUAU